UCCUCCAUCCUUGUGUCCAUCUGUGCCGUCUGCCCCCCCCCCCCUCCACCCCCCCCCUUGUCCGUCUGUCUGUCCGUCAGUCCAUCCCCUCCGCCCCCUGAUGGAGCCCUGGGCCUUAGGGCCAACGAAGCCGGAGACGCCGUAAGCGGCCUCCAGGAUGAGCUCGUGCAGCAGCCGGGCGCUGACGCUGCUGAGCAGCGUGUUCGGGGCGUGUGGGCUGCUGCUGGUGGGCAUCGCCGUCAGCACCGAUUAUUGGCUCUACAUGGAAGAGGGGGUCGUGCUCCCCCAAAACCAAAGCACCGAGGUGCGCAUGGCCCUGCACGCCGGCCUCUGGCGCGUCUGCUUCUUUGCUGGCCGGGAGAAGGGGCGCUGUGUGGCUUCUGAGUAUUUCCUGGAGCCCGAGAUCAACCUGGUGACAGAGAACACGGAAAAUAUCCUGAAGACGGUGCGGGCGGCCACACCGUUCCCCAUGGUCAGCCUCUUCCUGGUGUUCACGGCCUUCGUCAUCAGCAACGUGGGGCACAUCCGGCCCCAGCGCACGCUGCUCGCCUUCGUCUCCGGAAUCUUCUUCAUCCUCUCUGUCUCCUCAGGGCUCUCGUUGGUGGUGGGUCUGGUGCUCUACAUCUCCAGCAUCAAUGAUGAGGUGAUGAACCGGCCCAGCGGCUCCGAGCAAUAUUUCCAGUAUCGCUAUGGCUGGUCCUUCGCCUUCGCUGCCUCCUCCUUCCUCCUCAAAGAGGGUGCUGGUGUGAUGUCUGUCUACCUGUUCACUAAGCGCUAUGCCGAGGAGGAGUUGUACCGGGCGCCAGCAGGGCUCCUGCGCCCUCGGCUCAGCGCCUGUUCAGGGUUGUCAGGACAAUUUCUCCAGCCGCGCGCGUGGCCUCGUGCCCGAAGCCCCUCGGAUGCCUCGUCCGAUGUCUCCAUCCAGAUGACCCAGAACUACCCCCCCGCCAUCAAGUACCCCCAACAUGGGCACUUGUCCACCUCACCCUGCUAGGGCGGACCUGGGGAGCAGGGACACCGGGGGAGAAUAUGGGGAGGGACAUCAGGGGGAGGGGGAGGAA
Cuculus canorus (common cuckoo) is the source of this 1061-nucleotide messenger RNA. RefSeq names its product calcium voltage-gated channel auxiliary subunit gamma 7 (gene CACNG7). Gene Ontology annotation, biological process: transmission of nerve impulse; positive regulation of synaptic transmission, glutamatergic; postsynaptic neurotransmitter receptor diffusion trapping. The coding region runs from base 158 to 994 and encodes 278 amino acids. The record is from RefSeq and is a predicted model, not a curated record. Gene Ontology annotation, cellular component: postsynaptic density membrane; AMPA glutamate receptor complex. The transcript has 6 exons. Gene Ontology annotation, molecular function: voltage-gated calcium channel activity; channel regulator activity. Lineage: Eukaryota; Metazoa; Chordata; Aves; Cuculiformes; Cuculidae.